AUGCCCGAACCAGCAGGGCAAGGGGAGGAACCCCAAGCUACCAACGUCGUCGGAUACAGGUUCCCCGCACCUCCGCCACCACCAGCACCGAUGGCCAACACACCAUCAAUAACGAACGCGAAUGGGACUGUGCAGUCACCGAGGAUAGCAGGAGGGGCGUAUGGUGAUACUCCCACGGCCAAAACUAAACACACGGCGGAGGAAGACGCGGGUGGAUCAGAUAGCGGGUCGGAAUACACAUCGGGCGACGAGAGUGAGGCGUCGUCCCAUCACGCCGGGGUCGACCCACACGCGUUCGAUUUCGAGACGAUGGUGGUGCAGGCCAUGCGGGAGAUGCAUCGUGGGUUGCUGGCGAACGGCGGGCAGCAAGGGGCGGCGGCGGGAGGGGAUUCGGUUGCGCGGGUGGAAAGACUGAUACGGACUCUGAAGGAGAAGAUCAAGGAUGCGCAUGAGCUAGUGAAAGCUUUGCCGGGGGUUAGCGUGCCGGAAACUCAAUUGAGACGGGAGCUGCAAGAGAUCCGGCGGAAGAUUGCUGUGGAGAGAAACGAGAUAGGCUCACUGCGAGUAGAUCUCAUCAAGUCAUCCGGCGAUCAUGGCGAUUGA
Molecule: messenger RNA, 603 nt
Organism: Fimicolochytrium jonesii
Lineage: Eukaryota; Fungi; Chytridiomycota; Chytridiomycetes; Spizellomycetales; Powellomycetaceae
Exons: 3
Coding region: 1-603 (200 amino acids)
Source: RefSeq, a predicted model, not a curated record